CUCACUUGUGUGUAUGUCGAGUCCAUAAACAAGCAUUUAACACGAUUCACGAUCCAGAGAGGAGCGGCUAUGGCAUGGGGAACCCUAGCCGCCGCCGCCUUCUUUUCUCUUCUUUUCUUCUCUUCUUUCAAUCUUCUUUGAUUCCAACAAUGGAAAAUUAUCGUCUUAAUCAGUUGUUGAGAUUUUAUUCAUCUGUUUCUUUCCCAAUAUUGUAUGGAGAUAUUAUUUUCAGUAGCGAAGUAUCGUCUGCCAGAUGCAUCUUCCUCGCCACUUUCAAUCGGGUGCUCUUGUGUGCUAAGAAGAGAUUUGCACUGAUCUCUUCAUCAAUCAGAAAUAUGUUUUUCUUCUACGCCGAUAUUGAGGCGGAUCGCCCCUGCUGAACCACCGCCGUUGCAGGAAGAUGAGAUCAUUUGGAUUGCUUUCUUUCCGGUGGCUGGUGAAACCGGAACAAAUUCUACAGUUGGCUCCUUACCGGUGGCUGGACAAACCGGGAUGUUUAAGAGUUCAUUUCAUAAUUAUUGUGAUCGUAGUAGGAGCAGUCAAUCUGCAGGGUUUGAGAUUUCUGCCGUCUCUCGUGCGGCUCGGAGGAUGGAGAGCGAAGGGAUCAAGAUCGGAGGCAGAGAGGAGGUUCUACGAACGGCUCCGCUGGGACUGGUGACGGUGUCAUCGUACGGCGUCUUUAUCUGAAAAGGUCAGAUCUCGAGCGACAAUGGAAGAUCAAGUAGAGAGAUCCCAAUGGUUUGACCUCCUCCUGAACCGCCGCCAGAGUUGUACAAGGUGUUAGAGUCCGCGACAAUCUUCCUUUUCGUUAUUAUUAUUUUGCUUUUUGGUUUCCUGUUAUCGUUUAUGUCGUUAGUUUUGUCAGUCUGUUUGGGAUUUCAGCCAUUUUGUAUGUCAUUGAGUAUGUUUGGAUCUAUGAGAAUAUGGAUGGUUGUAUCAAGUCUGUUACAUAAUUAGCGAUUCGUGCUGCUCUUUCAGGAGUGACCGUCUCUA
Cuscuta epithymum is the source of this 993-nucleotide messenger RNA. NCBI's taxonomy places the organism in Eukaryota, Viridiplantae, Streptophyta, Magnoliopsida, Solanales, Convolvulaceae. The record is from the annotation of a GenBank genome assembly.